This is a messenger RNA of Mycetomoellerius zeteki, 1340 nucleotides long. Its product is annotated as histone-lysine N-methyltransferase SETMAR-like. Bases 702 to 1109 code for a protein of 135 amino acids. Gene Ontology annotation, biological process: double-strand break repair via nonhomologous end joining; replication fork processing; mitotic DNA integrity checkpoint signaling. The transcript has a single exon. Lineage: Eukaryota; Metazoa; Arthropoda; Insecta; Hymenoptera; Formicidae. Gene Ontology annotation, molecular function: histone H3K36 methyltransferase activity; single-stranded DNA binding; DNA topoisomerase binding. Gene Ontology annotation, cellular component: site of double-strand break; condensed chromosome; nucleus. The record is from RefSeq and is a predicted model, not a curated record.
ACUGUUGAGCCAAGUGUGUGACAAAGAAGAAGACGUAUUAGAUUAUACAUCGUUGGAAAGGUGCUAUUUCGUAUAACAUUUUGAAAUAGAUUGAUCAUAGAUUUGAACAAUACUGACGCAUUCAAUCAAAUUUAAAAAUGAGUGUACAUCGGAAACAUCUUCGACACAUUUUACUUCUUUAUUAUAACAAAGGGAAGAGCGCUGGGAAAGCCACAGAAAAAAUUUGUCGUGUUUAUGGAGAGAAUGUUAUAUCUAAACAAACAGCAAGGACUUGGUUUCACCGAUUUGAAGAUGGAAAUUUCGAUGUCAAAGAUUCACUUCGUUCUGGUCGGCCUAUUGUGAAAAAUAUCGAUAAAAUCUUGCAAAAAGUUGAAAAAGAUCGUCAUGUGAGUAGCAAUGUUAUAGCUAAGGAGCUUAAACAUUGAUCAUAGAACCGUUUUGGCAUACUUGCGUAAGAUUGGAUACUCAAAGAAAUUCGAUGUUUGGGUGCUAGAUUUGACAGUAAAGAAUUUAAUGAAUCGAAUUUUCAUUUGCGAAUUGCUGCUGAAACGAAACAAAAUUGAGCCUUUCUGAAAAGAUUGAUAACUGGCGAUAAAAAAUGGAUAACAUAUAAUAUGCUCGGAUUGAUGUCAAAGAUGAUGCUGUGUGUCUGGUGGGACUGAAAAGGAGUCAUCUAUUAUGAACUGCUGCCACCAGACAAAAUGGUUGAUUCUGAUCUCUACUGUCAACAACUAAUGCGAUUAAAGCAAUCCAUCCAGGAAAAGCGGCCAGAAUUGAUCAAUAGAAAAGACAUUGUCUUCCAUCAUGACUACACUCAAUGGCCAUACAUGUCUUCGAUGACUCGACAAAAAUUGAAAGAGCUUGGCUGGGAAGUUUUGAUGCAUCCACCAUGUAGUCUUGACCUUGCACCAUCCGAUUACUAUUUGUUUCAGUCUUUGCAAAAUUUCCUUAAUUUCGUAAAAGUAAAUUUGACUUCAAAAAAGGUUUGCGAAAAUUAUAUAUCUCAGUUUUUUGCCAAGAGAUCAGAGAUAUUCUACAUCGAAGGAAUAAUGACUCUACCUGAAAAAUGGCAAAAGGUCAUCGAUCAAAACGGCACAUAUUUGGAUUGAUAAAAAGUUCGUAAACAAUUUAAAAAAUACGUUUCAAUUAUGCUCCAACUUAAACAUAAAAAGACUCCCUAACCCAAUUGAUAAUUUAAAGCGAUCUUAAAGUCAUCUGUUUUUGAACUAGCAACUAAAGCAAAUCUCUGCUCCCCGAAGAGGCUCUGGCUUAAUCUACGGAUCAAUAUAAAUACAUUAGAAUAAUAUUCUGAUACUUUGACCUUCAUUGAAGAGGUCAGA